GAUGAAAGUGAAAGAAAGCAGCACUUCCGGGUUUGAGCAGGAAAAAGCGCUGACACACUGCCGGACUUCAUCUCCCUCCCGGUUCCUCUGGUUCUUUAAUACUUUUCCAUCCAGCUGCUGCAGAGAUGCUGAGCUCAAGCUCGCAGUUUGAGGCUCAGAGUGGAGGCUUCUGCUUUGAGAACACACGCAGAAACACGGUGUUGGAGGCCGGUCUGUCGGAGAAGGGCUACAGUGCUCCCAAAGCCCGGAAGACCGGCACCACCAUCGGAGGGAUCAUAUUCAAGGAUGGAGUGAUCCUCGGUGCUGACACUCGGGCCACAGACGACAUGGUCGUUGCUGAUAAAAACUGCAUGAAGAUCCACUACAUCGCACCCAAAAUAUACUGUUGCGGAGCAGGCGUCGCAGCGGAUGCUGACAUCACCACCCAGAUGAUGUCAUCGAACAUCGAGCUGCACUCUCUCAGCACAGGACGUCCUCCUCUGGUCGCCACGGUGACACGGCAGCUCAAACAGUUGCUGUUCAGGUAUCAGGGACACAUCGGCUCGUCUAUCAUCGUCGGAGGAGUGGACGUUGACGGCUUCCAGCUCUUCAGCGUCUACCCUCACGGCUCCUAUGAUAAACUCCCGUUUGCCGCCAUGGGUUCUGGAGCAGCUGCUGCCAUCUCGGUGUUUGAAGACCGAUACAAACCCAACAUGGAGCUGGAGGACGGGAAGCAGCUGGUGCGUGACGCCAUCGCCGCGGGGAUCUUCUGCGAUCUGGGCUCUGGGAGCAACAUUGAUCUGUGCGUGAUUACGGAGAAAGGCGUAGACUAUCUGCGCAGCUAUGAGCAGCCUGUACAGAAGGGACAGAAAGAAGGCAAGUACCGCUACAAGCAAGGAACAACACCAGUGCUGACCAAGACGGUCACACCCCUCACUCUGGACGUCGUGGAAGAAUCAGUUCAGAUGAUGGACAGCCAGUGAAGCUUCAACACAUGCUGUUUUGCUGCUUUCUUUUUUUUAGAGGAAUUAAAUCUAUGCAUUAAAGCAUGACAUGAAAA
Neoarius graeffei (lesser salmon catfish) is the source of this 1039-nucleotide messenger RNA. It is a transcript of the gene psmb10, whose product is annotated as proteasome 20S subunit beta 10. Gene Ontology annotation, molecular function: threonine-type endopeptidase activity. The transcript has 8 exons. The coding region runs from base 126 to 962 and encodes 278 amino acids. Gene Ontology annotation, cellular component: proteasome core complex. The record is from RefSeq and is a predicted model, not a curated record. Lineage: Eukaryota; Metazoa; Chordata; Actinopteri; Siluriformes; Ariidae.